AUGCCACGCUCAAUAUCAUUCAGCUGGCACUUAACAGGCAAAUUACCACAAACGGAGCACGUGCCAUCAUUGACAGAACAGACACUGAAUGUUCGUAUUUGGUUAAACCGAAAUGAUGAGAUUAUGGUGAUAUUAUUUUUUCAUGAUGUUACCUUUGAUGAUCGUGCUGUUGCCGUUGGUGCUGCUGCUCCAGAUGAUAAUGAUAAUGAUGAUGAUGAUGAUGUUGAUGAUGAUGAUGAUGAUGGUGAUGGUGAUUAA
Molecule: messenger RNA, 258 nt
Organism: Echinostoma caproni
Lineage: Eukaryota; Metazoa; Platyhelminthes; Trematoda; Plagiorchiida; Echinostomatidae
Source: the annotation of a GenBank genome assembly